Lonchura striata (white-rumped munia) is the source of this 2741-nucleotide messenger RNA. It is a transcript of the gene NUP93, whose product is annotated as nucleoporin 93. The record is from RefSeq and is a predicted model, not a curated record. Gene Ontology annotation, cellular component: nuclear pore. NCBI's taxonomy places the organism in Eukaryota, Metazoa, Chordata, Aves, Passeriformes, Estrildidae. Gene Ontology annotation, molecular function: structural constituent of nuclear pore. Gene Ontology annotation, biological process: poly(A)+ mRNA export from nucleus; protein import into nucleus.
CUUUUGUGCGGGUCGGCAGUGCCAAGCCCGGCUGUAGAAGGGUGGUUUGGUGUUUAACCCAAGUGCAGCGUUGGUGCUUAAGGGAGCAGAAGUUGGUUGUCUGGGAAGGUUUCCGGAGAACGGGUUUCUGUGUGUCUCGAGUGAAACCUGCAGCAGAGAUGGACACGGAUGGCUUUGGAGAGCUGCUGCAGCAGGCUGAGCAGCUGGCGGCUGAGACAGAGGGGAUCUCGGAGCUCCCGCACGUGGAGCGCAACCUGCAGGAGAUCCAGCAGGCCGGGGAGCGCCUGCGCUCCCGCACCCUGACCCGCACCUCCCAGGAGACUGCCGAUGUCAAGGCAUCGGUUCUUCUUGGGUCUAGAGGGCUUGAUAUAUCCCACAUUUCUCAGAGACUUGAGAGUCUAAGUGCAGCCACUACAUUUGAGCCUCUUGAACCUGUGAAGGACACUGACAUCCAGGGAUUCCUGAAGAAUGAAAAAGAUAAUGCAUUGCUAUCUGCCAUUGAAGAGUCUAGGAGGAGGACUUUUGCCAUGGCUGAGGAGUAUCACCGGGAAUCAAUGCUGGUUGAAUGGGAGCAGGUGAAACAAAGAAUUCUUCAUUCUCUGCUUGCGUCAGGAGAAGAUGCUCUUGAUUUCACCCAGGAAAAUGAGCCCAGCUAUGUUGGUGAGGUGGGUCCUCCAGGUCGCAGCUCCAUGGACAGUGUGGAGAUGGCAUAUGCUCGUCAGAUUUAUAUUUAUAAUGAGAAGAUAGUGAAUGGACAUCUGCAGCCUAACCUGGUGGACCUCUGUGCUGCUACUGCAGGCCUGGAUGAUAAGAACAUCUCUGAGAUGUGGGCCAUGGUGAAACAAAUGACCGAUGUCACCCUGGUUCCUGCCAGCGAUGCCCUGAAAGUCCGGACCAACAUGGAGGUGCGCAUGGAGUUUGUGAGGCACGCUCUGCACUACCUGGAGGAGAGUUACAAAAAUUACACUUUUGUGACAGUCUUUGGAAACUUGCACCAGGCUCAGCUGGGUGGAGUCCCAGGCACCUACCAGCUGGUCCGAAGCUUCCUGAACAUCAAACUCCCGGCGUCUGUCCCUGGUCUGCAGGAUGGUGAGGUGGAGGGCCAUCCUGUGUGGGCACUGAUUUACUACUGCAUGCGCUGUGGAGAUCUGACUGCAGCCAUGCACGUGGUGAAACGGGCACAGCACCAGCUGGGAGAGUUCAAAACCUGGUUCCAGGAGUACAUGCACAGUAAAGACAGAAGACUGUCUCCUGCCACAGAAAAUAAACUGCGUCUUCAUUACAGACGAGCUCUGAGAAAUAACACUGACCCCUACAAAAGGGCUGUUUAUUGUAUUAUUGGCCGUUGUGACAUUACAGACAACCAGAGUGAAGUUGCUGAUAAAACAGAAGAUUAUCUUUGGCUAAAACUGAACCAAGUGUGUUUUGAUGAUGGUGGUGCGAGCUCCCCGCAGGACCGGCUAACGUUAUCCCAGUUCCAGAAGCAGCUGCUGGAAGACUAUGGUGAAUCACACUUUGCAGUGAACCAGCCACCAUUCCUCUACUUCCAAGUGUUGUUUUUGACAGCACAGUUUGAAGCUGCAAUUGCUUUUCUUUUCCGGACAGAGCGCUUGCGCUGUCACGCUGUUCAUGUUGCUUUGGUCCUGUUUGAGUUAAAAUUGCUCCUGAAAGCAUCUGGGCAGAGUGCACAACUAUUAAGCCAUGAAGCUGGUGACCCUCCUGGUGUCAGACGUUUAAAUUUUGUGCGGCUUUUGAUGCUUUACACUCGUAAGUUUGAAUCAACAGAUCCACGGGAAGCUCUGCAGUACUUUUACUUUCUCAGGAAUGAGAAGGACAGCCAAGGAGAGAAUAUGUUCUUGCGUUGCGUUAGUGAAAUAGUGAUUGAAAGCAGAGAGUUUGAUAUGAUUCUUGGAAAGCUGGAAAAGGAUGGUAGUAGGAAGCCUGGAGUGAUAGACAAGUUUACAAGUGACACAAAAUCCAUUAUUAACAAAGUGGCUUCUGCAGCAGAAAAUAAAGGAUUGUUUGAAGAAGCUGCAAAACUCUAUGACCUUGCAAAGAACCCUGACAAAGUUUUAGAACUGAUGAACAAGCUCCUUAGUCCAGUUGUUCCCCAGAUCAGCACUCCCCAGUCAAACAAGGAGCGUUUGAAGAACAUGGCCCAUUCCAUUGCUGAGAGGUACAAAGCGCAGGGGAUAAGUGCAAAGAAAUCCAUUGACUCCACGUUCUACCUUCUGCUAGACUUAAUCACGUUUUUUGAUGAAUAUCACGCUGGUCACGUUGACAGGGCCUUUGAUAUUAUUGAACGCCUGAAGCUUGUACCUCUUAGCCAAGAUUGUGUCAAGGAGAGGGUCGCUGCCUUCCGGAAUUUCAGCGAUGAAAUCAAACACAAUUUAUCUGAGGUCCUGCUUGCAACCAUGAAUAUUUUAUUCACCAAGUAUAAGAGGAUGAAAGGCACAAGCCCAACCACUCCUGCCAGGCCCCAGCGGGUAAUGGAAGACAGAGAUUCGCAACUUCAGUCUCAAGCUCGGGCACUGAUAAUGUUUGCUGGGAUGAUCCCAUACAGAACAUCAGGAGACACGAAUGCAAGACUGGUGCAAAUGGAGAUCCUUAUGAAUUAGCAGAGCAGCUUUGGCUGGGGUUGCAGCAGCCUGUGCCUGUCUUUAGUACGUUCAGAGGGCCCAUGGGACCAGUGUCAUUUUGUAUUCUGUAUUUUUGUUGAUGGAAAUAAAUUUCUUUGGUUU